AAUAACAUCAAGCUGGAUAGAAAACACUGGCGCUAUGUUUGGAAGUACCAACAACACCAGUGGAUUUGGUGGAUUUGGAAGUAACACUGGAUCUGCUUUUGGCGGUGGCAAUACCGCUACUAAUACUGGCACAGGGUUUGGAUCCACCGGUGGCAGUAUGUUUGGAUCAAACACCAACAACAAUGCGACGUCAGCAUUUGGUUCAGGUGCAUCGAGUGGUGGAUUUGGUGCUAAGCCUACGGGUUCUACAAUGUUUGGCUCUACAAAUACAGCAAAUACGUCUCCAUUUGGUGCCGCUGUGAACAACACUAGUAAUACAACCGCUGGGUUUGGAGCAUCUUCAGCCUUUGGGUCGAAUAACAACAACACUGCGUCAACAGGCGGUAUCUUUGGCGCUAAGCCGGCAUCUUCAGGGUUUGGAACGACCGGCACGAUGUUUGGUCAGACUCAAAACAGCUCUCCGUUUGGGUCCUCAGCAGGGUCAGGGUUUGGAGGAUUGGGAAGUGCCGGACAGAAUCAAGGCACCGCCAUUAAACCUUUCCAAGCUUACACAGAGAAAGAUGCCACUGGAGCAACUAAUGUGUUUGAGAAUAUAUCAUCGAUGCCAGAGUACAGAAAUUACUCUUUUGAGGAAUUGAGAGCGCAAGAUUAUGAGCAAGGAAGAAGAUAUGGUAAUCAACAAUCGCAAACUGGAGGAUUUGGCUCCACGACGGGCUCUCCAUUUGGUGCUACCAAUACGAACACCGGAUUUGGAAGCUCCAAUGCGUUUGGUUCGAACAAUAAUAACAAUACCUCUGGUGGACUGUUUGGCAGUGCUAAUGCCAACAACACAUCUGGUGGAUUUGGAUCUGCAUUUGGGGCCAACAACACGAACACAUCUGGUGGACUGUUUGGGAGUACUAAUCAGACUUCAAAUGCAUUUGGAGCAUCCAAUAACACUACUACUGGAGGCUUUGGAUCUUCAUUUGGUGCUGCCAAACCAUCAGGGUUCGGAGCAUCAACAGGAGGAAUGUUUGGUUCCAACACUAACAACCAAACAUCAGCGUUUGGCGGUUCUGGUAUGAAUAAUAGCAACUCUGGUGGGAUGUUUGGUUCAACCAACAACAAUCAAUCACCAUUUGGGACGAACAAUAACACCACCAAUACUUCCGGUGGGCUAUUUGGUUCGACCAAUAACAACGCUGGAGGUGCUUUUGGUGCCUCAAACACAGGUACAUCUGGUGGUUUAUUUGGUUCAGCUAACAACACAAAUAACGCCUUUGGUGCAACCAACACUGCAAGUCCAUUUGGUGCCAGUCAGUCCAAACCAGCUUUUGGGUUUGGAAACACGACGACGACCACCAACAACACUUCCACUGGAUUUGGGCUCAGUAAUAACGCCUCUAACAACACAUCUGGUGGGUUAUUCGGUAACAACAAUGCUAAUAACAACUCUGGGGGGUUAUUUGGAAAUCCAUCCACACCAGCUAAUAACAACACCAUUAACGCAUUUGGAAAUAACAAUGCCAACAAAACAACUGGGUUUGGCACCAACACUGGUGGCCUCUUUGGUGCGAAUAACAAUACCACUGCAACAUCCGGGGGACUGUUUGGUAAUGCUAAUACCAACACCACUGCCUCAACAGGAUUUGGUAACAAACCAGCAACUACUGGAUUUGGUGCUACUAACACUGCAAACAGUGGAGGCGGUCUCUUUGGGAAUAAAACCACCACUGGGUUCGGUGCUCCAUCCACCACUACUGGAGGUGGGCUAUUUGGAAACAACACCAGCAACAAUGCUGGUGGAGCACUAGGUGGUACAGCCCAACAGUCCGGUGGUCUAUUCGGUACCAAUAACACCAACUCCACUUCAAAUUUGAAUACUAGUGGUGGUUUAUUCGGAAACAAACCUGCAGCUCCUGCUGGUGGUCUAUUUGGUAACGCCAAUAAUACGACUCAACAAUCUGGUGGGUUAUUUGGAAACAGUAACACACAGAACAAACCAUCCUUGUUUGGUUCGAGUGGUAGUUCAUCAAUAGCUUCUGGAUCGGGCGGUCUCUUUGGAGGUCAAACACAACAACCUCAACAGGGCAGUUUCUUAUCACAGCCACAACAAGCACAACAACAAUCGUUUGGUCAGCAACAGCAACAAUCCCAACAGCAACAACAAGCUGGUCAAGGUUAUCCACUAGUUGCCACUAUUGACUCUAAUCCAUAUGGAAGUAGUUUCUUAUUCAAUGGCGAACCUGGGAAUACUGGUCAAAGUCAAGCUACUCAAGUACACCCAUUGGCUAUUGCUAAGCCAGUAUCUACCGAGUUGAAGCAACCAACUCUCACCGAUGCAUAUAGACUUGCUCCAAAGCCUUUAUUUGUUGCAUCGUCUCACAAGAACUCACCAUCUGGAAGCCCAAAAACCACCAAUGCCAAUGCCCUGGCAACUUCUACGAAGUCUCCAGUCAACCUAUUGGGCAGUGCUACUGACGAAGCACUGUUAGGCGAUUUCAUCUUGUCCAAUAGUACAAAGACUCAGAAGACAUUGUUCAACACUGCCACUCCUAAGAAGGCAAUCUCAAAUUCCACCAAUGAUGAAGAGCCUGAAAACAAGCCUGUGUUGAGAUUGGAGGAACGUAAGUCUCCAGCUGAGACCCGUGCAAGUGAGGUGAGUGAAACGAAGAACAUAAAACCAACCAGGGAAGAGGACAUCUCUUUUGUAGAUGAGGAUGGCUACUGGAUGUCCCCAUCGUUGGAUGAACUUGAGAACAUGUCUCUCUUGGAGCUGCGCAAAGUCAGUGGCUUUGUAGUUGGACGCAGAGGCUUUGGAAAGAUUGAGUUUUUGAAGGACGUUGACUUAACCACACAAGGCUCAUUGGCAUCGAUUCCUGGAGGGGUGAUAGUAUUCUUAAGACAAUCUUGUGUUGUAUACCCACAGGACCUUAUGAUUGCGCCUGGAAAGGGCGAGGGCUUGAACAUUCCUGCAAAGAUCACACUGGAGGGGUGUUUCCCAUUGGCGAGGGACACAAGGAAACCAAUAAAGGAUGUGUCCCAUGCGCUGUACAAGAAGCAUUUACAGAGACUACAAAACCAACCGGGAACCAAGUUCGAGUCCUACGAUUCAAAGACAGGAACGUGGACUUUUUCGGUCGAGUACACUGUGGCAUGAAGAUAUAUGUAUGUGUCUGAUUUAUGCCUUUUCAAUAUUGAUUGAAUGUAGCGGAAAUGUAAGCGUCGACAGCGUGCCAGAGUUUUCGUGAAAAACUUAACACAUACUUCAAUAUACA
Messenger RNA from Williopsis jadinii, 3257 nucleotides. It is a transcript of the gene NUP116, whose product is annotated as FG-nucleoporin NUP116. The coding region runs from base 35 to 3139 and encodes 1034 amino acids. NCBI's taxonomy places the organism in Eukaryota, Fungi, Ascomycota, Saccharomycetes, Phaffomycetales, Wickerhamomycetaceae. Gene Ontology annotation, cellular component: nuclear pore; nuclear pore cytoplasmic filaments. The transcript has a single exon. Gene Ontology annotation, biological process: post-transcriptional tethering of RNA polymerase II gene DNA at nuclear periphery; RNA export from nucleus; protein import into nucleus. Gene Ontology annotation, molecular function: structural constituent of nuclear pore. The record is from RefSeq and is a predicted model, not a curated record.